Ostrea edulis (European flat oyster) is the source of this 4320-nucleotide messenger RNA. RefSeq names its product ATP-dependent DNA helicase Q5-like. The record is from RefSeq and is a predicted model, not a curated record. Gene Ontology annotation, biological process: double-strand break repair via homologous recombination. Bases 33 to 4298 code for a protein of 1421 amino acids. Gene Ontology annotation, cellular component: cytoplasm; chromosome. Lineage: Eukaryota; Metazoa; Mollusca; Bivalvia; Ostreida; Ostreidae. Gene Ontology annotation, molecular function: nucleic acid binding; four-way junction helicase activity; 3'-5' DNA helicase activity. The transcript has 21 exons.
GCGUGCACAUGACACUGAUGAGAUUGUGACAGAUGGAGGAAAAUGUGUACGAAGUUUUAAAGAGAGUGUUUAAGCACAAAGAAUUUAAAUCUGAUUUGCAGAAAAGGGCAGUUCAAUGUGUUUUUGAAGGUGAACGUGAUGUAUUCAUCUCUAUGCCGACGGGAGCUGGAAAGUCCCUCUGCUUCCAGCUUCCAGCAGUUGCAUCGACUGGGGUUACGUUGGUCGUGUCGCCUCUUAUUGCACUUAUGCACGAUCAACUAAGCCAUCUGGAACUUCUGAAUAUUCCUGCAGAAACCAUCAACAGUAAGAUGACCGCUAAGGAAAGAGCCAGGGUUGUAGCAGAUCUAAAGCAAACCACACCUCAAACAAAGCUCCUGUAUAUAACUCCAGAACAAGCUGCAUCAGACGAAUGCAAAACAAUCGUGAAAGGACUCGUAACCAGGCAAAUUUUAAAAUACUUCAUCAUAGAUGAAGCCCACUGUGUGUCACAAUGGGGACAUGACUUUCGACCAGAUUAUCUGAAGCUUGGCUAUUUUAGAAAAAUUAUGCCUGGCGUGCCUUGUAUUGCGUUAACUGCCACUGCAACAGCUCAAACAGCGGCGGACAUAAUCCUGCAGCUAAAACUGAAAGAACCGGUUGCUAAGUUUAAAACAAGCUGUUUUAGAUCCAACAUCCAUUAUGAUGUUAGGAUGAAAGAUGUUGUUCAUGAUGCAUAUGAGGACCUGAUGAAAUUUGCUCUCACAGCACUAGGAAGGAUGGAUGUCACCAAGGAAGAAAAUUCGACACUAGAAAAUUGGACAGAAUAUGGAUGUGGGAUUGUCUACUGUCGAACAAGAGAUGCCUGUGCAGAGGUGGCCUCUCAUUUGACAAGAAAAGGUGUAAUAACCAAGCCAUACCAUGCAGGACUGAAGACUGACAUCAGGGAGACAGUUCAAACAGACUGGAUGGAGGGCAGGUUUCCCGUGAUUGCAGCCACAAUCAGCUUUGGAAUGGGGGUUGACAAACCUAAUGUUAGAUUUGUUGCCCAUUGGACAAUACCCAAAUCAAUGUCGGGUUAUUAUCAGGAAUCGGGCCGUGCUGGAAGGGAUGGUGCCCAAUCUUUCUGCAGACUUUAUUAUUCCAGGCAUGAGAGGGACACUGUCGCAUUCCUCCUCAACAAAGAGAACUCCAGAUUCACUAAAGCUGCGGAAGCAAACAAAGUUAGAAAGAAAGCUGCAGAAAAUGGUUUCCAAGCCAUUGUUAACUAUUGUGAAAGUUUAAGCUGCAGACAUUGGUCUAUAACCAAAUAUUUUGGUGAUGAACAGCCAGAAUGUAACAAAUCAUGUGAUCACUGUGCAGAACCAAAAAAGGUGGAGAAAGCCGUGGAAGACAUGCAGAGAUGUUCCUAUGGAAGUAUGAAGAAAGGAGUGCCUGGAGGAGCAAUGUACACGGUUUCUAAGGAGGAUUUAGAGAUGUACGAAGGAGGGAGAAGGAAUGUGAAGAGGGAAUGUGAUGACUAUAGAGAGGAAGAGGAAUUUUCCGAGUAUCAUCAGGACCAACUGGAGCAAGAAGAGGAGAAAAGACAGCGGAAUGCACUCAUUGCAAAGGAGUUCCAAAAGCGCAAAGGAAACACAGCAGAUGAAGGGAACAGUGAUUUCGUCAUGCCAAGUGAAGAUUGCCCUCUUAGGGAUGCUGCAAGCCAGAGGAUUCCUAAAUUAACAGUAAAGAUCAGAGAGCACUGCCUAGGAAUGAUUGAAGUAGCUUUGAAGAAUAAUUACAUGGGAUACUAUGUAGACAUUCCUGCAAAGCUGGCUGCAGCAGACUACAUUCCAAAAUGCUGUGCAAUCGAUGUAGAAUACGACAUCUUCAAAUCCAACAAACUGGCCAAUAUGUAUAAAACCUCAACAAUGAAAAUCAUUAAUGAUAUUAAGAAGUGUACUGGAUCAAAAGAGCUCCACAAAUCUCUGGUUCCUGGCAGUGAGAGUAAUGUUGAUGAUGUGAUAAAUAAAACAGAAAGUAACAAUGGUGUGGAUUUUCCUUCUAUCCCAAAACCACCAGUCUCAUUUGAUUCAGUGGGCAGUUCAAAAACAGAUAUAACGUUUGUGAAAGCAAGUUUUCUGAUGAAAAAUAGUUGCCACUCAUCUCAUUUGUCGAGUCUUUCUAACCCCAGCUCUUCCACAGAUUCUGAGACGGAAGGAACUGCCAGUGGUGCUCUCCGUGUGAAUGGCGAGAUUCCUAGUGCUUCAAGUGAUUUACCGGAGUUACAAGAUUCAAGAAACUUUGGAACACAGUUUCAGAAAGCAAGUGAAUUAGUAAAAGAAAGUACUACAUGUAGUGAUAUAAACACAAAUACAGUGACCCCCAUUACCAAGGUAUUUAAAAAACCACCCGUUCCUAAAAUUACGUAUUUCUUUGAGCGUGCCAAGAAUCCAGAUCCUGAUCCAGAUCCAGCAGCUGUAGAAACUGAUGCAGACUGUAAGAAAAACUUUGCUAAGGAUAAUUGUACACAGGAUACCACAUCUGGCCAUGGUGAACCGUCCAGGGAGAAGAAGCUUAGUCACAAAGUGUCAAAGAGACACGCCAGUGUGUCAGUAGAGGCAUCACAAGAAGUUAAAAGGCAGAAGCUGAACGAAUACUCUUCAUCACAAGAAGUUAAAAGGCAGAAGCUUAAUGAAUACUCUUCAUCAAGUGGCAAGCACAAGAAAAUCGCAGAUAUGGUUGUACGAUACCUAUCUCCAUAUUACAAAGAUGGACACAUUGUUUCCAAGGAUGUCUUCAAGACGAUGGCAAGGACCCUGUCUCACAGGUUGCAGUCUUCAUCUGGGAGUGAGGAGCAGGCCAAACAAGAGUGCAAACGAUUGAUAAAAGAACUUUUCUCAACACAUACCAAGAUAACCUCAGAGCUGGACUUGUACUUUGCUCGAAUUGGUAACGCCAUUGUUGUCAUAGGGUUAGGGUUUAAUGCCCCGGACUACUUUUACACCUACCCAUCCAACUAUGUAUGCACAGAAAGACUGAGCAUCAACAUGCGGAUUACCAGACAAUUAUUUGUGUCUCGAAAGAGGAGGUUCAAAUUUUUAUUGGACAAAUUAACUUACAAGGAUUUUCCUUUAAAUGCUCCAGCUCUCAAUGAUAUUGAUGUCGAAAAGCUCGUUGAAAAGAAGGGAACACGAAGCAACCAGCCCAAAGAACUGCCGGCAGAGCUAGCAGAUGAUCCAAGAUUUUAUAGCCCACUCAAACCAGAAGACAGAAAAAACUAUCGAGAAAUCCCAGCUUUUCUAUACAAUAAAAACUGCAGAUUUAUUGACGGUACUAACCAAGCUUGUUUUCUUACAAAAUCUGUGAAGUUCGAAGGAAUGCCAGAAAGUGUGCAGCAAGUGAUUGACAAAUUUGAAGUUCCAGAUGAGUCCAAGUUGUUACAAAAAGCUAUCAUGAAAGCUCAGAUGUGGGACUCGACGAAAGAGAAACUCCCAAAGAGACGUGAUCCUGAAAAACCAGAAUAUAACUUUUCUAGAGAAUAUGGAAUCCCUAUGGAAAAGAGAUUAGACAUGCUGUCAUUUGACCUGCUUCGUUUGGCUGACAUGGCGGUCACUGCUAAGUACCCACAGAAUGGAAGGAACAGAAGAAUGAUAUUUCGUCCAGACGGAAUAGCUACUUUUUACCUGUUUUCAGAUUCUCUACUGAGUUUUUACCUGGGUAUUGAUGCUGCAAUAACAUCACCUUCUCCACUGCCGCCAUUUCUCUCUGAGGAGCAGGUGGAGGCAUCUGAGGCAACUGUCAUUCCCUCCAUCCACCCCAUCCAGCCUACUAUUGAUUUCUUCAAGUCACAUAACUACAAUCUGAAGAAUAGUACAGGACAUCAUGGAAGAAACAGUCGCUUUCCUCAUACUCUGGUUUUGCUGAAUAAUGAUGACUGGAGUGAGGAUGAACGACAAGCACGGGCUCUGGUGACGGCCAUGGGACUGACAGUGGCACAUGUGAAAAAAACGUACCCUGGUAUUAAAGCUCGUCUCCCAAAGCCCAUGUCUAUUCAAGUGGUCAAUAUGAGUGAAACAACUGUGAACUUCACAUACUUUCAGCUUAAUACUGUGGAUUUUGAUGGUUCAGACAAUGGUGUUAAAAAUUUUGUAUGGUUUGACACCAGUAAUGCAUUAUAUGAGAAGUUUUUGCCUCAGCCAUGGAAAGGUGAAACUUUUGAAACGACAAGGCUAGAAAAUCUGGAUUCAGAACCUUUCAAGAAACUUCUUGCUACAGUUGGACAUUGUGCUGAAUUGGAAGACACACCAACAAAUUUCAGAGAUAUGCUCAUCGAACUCUAAUUUGAAUAAAUUCUUCAACUAA